Messenger RNA from Equus quagga, 901 nucleotides. RefSeq names its product cryptic protein-like. Lineage: Eukaryota; Metazoa; Chordata; Mammalia; Perissodactyla; Equidae. The record is from RefSeq and is a predicted model, not a curated record. The transcript is spliced from 6 exons. The coding region runs from base 204 to 794 and encodes 196 amino acids. Gene Ontology annotation, biological process: anatomical structure development. Gene Ontology annotation, molecular function: signaling receptor binding. Gene Ontology annotation, cellular component: cell surface; extracellular region.
GGAGCUCUCAUUGUUGUUUCUUGUGGCUGAGGCAGAGGGUAGGAAAUACCUGCGGCCUCUGUCAUCCGUCUUGUGUCCUGACACAGUUAUUCCAGGACCUGGAGUAAAGAUACCCGAAAAUUCAGAAACUGGUGAGACAACUUCCUUGGAAAUUGAUCUUCAUUGUACUGACGAGAGAAGGAGACUCUCACACCUGUGGGAAAAUGCCCUGGAGCCGCCCUGUUAGGCUCCUGUUUAUGAUCACUUUGGCAUUACAGGUCAUCCAAUUGGGAAACAGCUAUCAAAGAGAGAAACAUAAAGGCAGUAGAGAAGAAAUCAACAACGCUACAGCUCAGAAGCUCCAGGAGAAAACACUCAAUUCGACCUCGAACAACUUUAGGAAGGUGACCGGGAGCGCAGAGGGCUGGGGGCCGCAGGAUUCACUUCCCUCCUCCCCAGCUGUCCAAGAGCGGGCGCCCCCGCGGCCACGCUGCUGCAGGAACGGUGGCACCUGCGUGCUGGGCAGCUUCUGCGUGUGCCCCGCCCACUUCACCGGCCGCUACUGCGAGCACGACCAGAGGCACAGCGAAUGCGGCGCCCUAGUGCACGGAGCCUGGACCUUCCGCGGCUGCCGCCUCUGCAGGUGCGUCUUCGUGGCCCUGCACUGCCUCCCCAGCCAGACACCCGGCCGCUGUGACCUGAAAGACUUUCUCGCCUCACGCUCUAAUGGAUGCAGCGCGCAGCACAUGCUGAGUCUUCUCAUCCUCCUGCUCGGCUUCUUCCUGCUGCGCAUGCUCAGUGAGGGGGGAGACUGACCACUAGCUGGGCCUGCGGGGACCGCUGUUCCACGCCAGCAGAGCCAGGCAUCCCCAGCGCAGCUGGGCGAGCGUGACACUCCGUGGGAAAGCCAGGACUGUGCAUC